Molecule: messenger RNA, 534 nt
Organism: Lizanozyma spartinae
Lineage: Eukaryota; Fungi; Ascomycota; Pichiomycetes; Serinales; Debaryomycetaceae
Exons: 1
Coding region: 1-534 (177 amino acids)
Molecular function (GO): protein binding
Source: RefSeq, a predicted model, not a curated record
AUGACCGAGACAGAGGGUGCUAGUUUGGGUGAACAGCUUUUGGAAUGCGCUAGACGGAAUAACACGGAGCUUUUACUUGAUAUAAAAGUUAGAUGCAACAACGACCACGUCCAAUUGUCACAGUUGAUCAACGAUACACGCGAGAUCAUUACAGAUAACUCAGCAUUGCAUUUGGCAUGUCAGUUGGGCAACUGGGAAUUCAUCGACAUUGUGUUAGACAUUGAGGGAGUAGAAAUAGACCCCAUGAACCGUGAAGGAGACACUCCAUUGCAUCUUGCUGUCAAAUACACCAAUGAGGAACCUGAACAUGGGUUCUUUAUUGUUGAUAACAUGUUAGAUGCGGGUUCGGAUCCUCGGGUGGUUGAUAAGCACGGGUUAAAGCCAAUCAAUUACGUCAAAGAUAACUCCAAAUUGAAGGAAUUGCUCCAGAGUGCUGAAUAUGCCAUUUCAAUGGAAGUGCCGGAAGAUGAACAAUUGGCUGAACAAAGCCAAGAUGUGGAUAAUGAUUCGGCAUCAGCAUCAGAUUCAGAUUGA